This is a messenger RNA of Filobasidium floriforme, 4329 nucleotides long. Its product is annotated as multidrug resistance-associated ABC transporter. NCBI's taxonomy places the organism in Eukaryota, Fungi, Basidiomycota, Tremellomycetes, Filobasidiales, Filobasidiaceae. The transcript is spliced from 13 exons. Gene Ontology annotation, biological process: transmembrane transport. Gene Ontology annotation, molecular function: ABC-type transporter activity; ATP hydrolysis activity; ATP binding. Gene Ontology annotation, cellular component: membrane. Bases 1 to 4329 code for a protein of 1442 amino acids. The record is from RefSeq and is a predicted model, not a curated record.
AUGGGAUUUCUACAGCCCAAGCCAGCUCCCAUAGUCGACAAAGGGGACUUGAUAUCUCCAGAGAAGACGAGCAACUGGUUCUCCCAGAUGACCUUUGGCUGGGUGUUUCCUCUCCUGAAGGUGGGAUACUCCAGGCCCCUCGAGUUCAAGGACCUCUGGCGGCUGGAGGACGAACGUCUCUCCGCUCACCAAUCAAAGCUGUUUGAACACAACUUCUACGAUAGGUACGCGCACAUUGAUGCUGCUUAUCGUCGACCUCGAUACGAGAACGUCCGCGAGCAGGAUAUCAGCAGCCAAGCCUCAAGCGGAACAGAUGCGCCACUCGCUGAUGUUGAAAGACUGCACAACAUGCAUCCAGGCACCUCCCGUGCAGAUCUUCCAGGAAACGAACCCAAUAUCAAGGAAGCAUCUAUCAGGCAGGCAGAGAAGACAUUUGUUCCAUCGAUGAACCGGUGGGGCUGGAUUUUCCACCUGUUGAAAAGAAACCCCAAGGCAAACAAUCUGAGUCCCGAACAGUACGAAAAAGCUGCGACGAGAUCCCGCUCUCUGCGCUUGUUCUGGGCCGCCUUUCAUACCAAGCUGAUUUCCCUAUCUAUAGGAGGAUCAUCUCUGGCUGGUGCAGUCGUAGUGAAAGAGUUGAUUCGUUUCGUGACGCGAGCUCAUAGGUGGCACGAGGCAUCCGACUUGGAGAGAACAACCCUACCUCAGCCAAAGAGUCUUGGAGUAGGCUUUGGUCUAGCAAUCGGUCUUGCAGCACUACAGCACUUUCGAUCUAUCAUGGCCGGGUCUCUCCUACGUACAGCAGUGGUUGAUCAGGUGGCCCGCAAGUCUAUGUGUCUUUCAACAAGGGCUCGGGUCAGGCAGACCACAGGAAGGUUGACCUCUGCAGUCUCAGGGGAUGCCCAUUUCAUGGACACUGCCACCUACUGUGUCAUUGACAUUGUGGUUGAACCCAUUGCCAUUGUGGCAGGUUGUGCACUGUUGAUCUACAACCUGAAAUACAGUGCACUUGUAGGCGUAGGCAUUCUGUUUGCCUCAUCACCAAUCUUGACAGUGAUGAUGAACAAGCUCAUUGCCAGCCGUAAAGCUCAGAUGAAGCUGAUAGACCAGCGUCUUAGGCUACUUACUGAAGUCUUCAAGGCAAUCCGUCAAAUCAAGCUGUAUGCAUACGAGGCUUUCUUUGGAGAACGCAUCAUUCAGGUCAGGGAAAAGGAAUUGCACCAUCUCAAAGCAAAUGUUUGGAAUCGCAGCCUGGUCAUUGCCACCAUGACAUUUGUGCCAAUUCUGGCUGCUGUCCUCACCUUCAUCACAUAUGGCUUGACCAACAACAGUUUGGAGCCGGCCGUCAUCUUCUCUGCAUUCCAGCUGUUCAAUAUCAUCCAGACCCCAAUGCAGAAUCUACCAGCAGCUUUUGCAGUGCUUACAGACGCUUGGGUAGCUCUUGGCCGGCUCUCAGAUAUUCUUCUUGAUGAGGAGUACACAAGCGAUGUUAUAGGUUGUCCAACUGCAAAAUAUGCAAUCCAAGUGAAUGGCAGCUUCACCUACGAAACAGCUGAACGCCCAAGCAACAACACCAAAGGCAUGAUUGAUAGUAAAGCCGAAAACAUAGGACGGGAAGGGAGGAAACAGGAUGCACCGGCCAAAGAGGCUGCGAAGCUCACCCAAGAGGAGGAGUUGCCUCCGCUUGAUAAGGAAAAGGAGAACAGCCGACCCCCUUUCACACUCCAUGGAAUCAAUCUGGCAAUUCCCCAAGGGGCCCUUGUUUGUGUAGUUGGCCGGGUUGGGACAGGAAAGUCUGCAUUGCUGGAAGCCUUGAUAGGGGAGAUGAGGCAAACAGAUGGAAGUAUUGAGCUUGGAGGAAGUCUCAGCUAUGUUGCACAACAAUCUUGGAUACAGAAUGCAACUUUGCAGGAGAACAUCACUUUUGCAAAUGAACGUGUUGACGAGGAGAAGUUGAGCCGAGCCAUCCAGAGCUGUGCGCUCACAACCGACUUGGAACAGCUACAGGAUGGACUUGAUACAGAGAUUGGAGAACGUGGUAUCAAUCUGUCAGGAGGUCAAAAGGCUCGAAUUGCAUUGGCACGCGCAGUGUAUCACAAUGCUGAUAUAGUACUGCUGGAUUCUCCGCUUGCUGCUGUUGACAGCCAUGUCUCAGCUUAUCUGAUUGAAAGGUGCAUCCUAGGCACAGAGGGAUUUGGCAAGAAGACCAGGAUCCUGGUCACACACCAUCUGGAAGUCUUUCCAAGGGCUGAUCUGAUCCUUGUUAUGGAAGGAGGACACAUAGUACAGAAGGGUACUUAUGCAGAUUUGGUGGCAACUCCCGGUCUGCUUCAAAGUCUCAUGGAGGAAUUUGGUAGUCAGUACAAUGAUUCUAGAGACACAGAAACCAAGGAGGCAGAAGACCAUGGGGACAAGGACCUAAAAGCUAGUCCCCAGAACAGGGUUACUAGAGGAGUGGCCCAAGGCAAGCUGAUAAUGGAUGAAGAGCGUAAUACUGGUGGCGUGUCUUGGAGAAUCUACAUGGCAUAUGGCCGUGUUAUGAGCAAGGAAUGGUGGUUCAGCAUCUCAAUCCUCGCAUUGAUCUUGGGGCAGGCAAGUUCAGUCCUCAACACACUGUUUCUAGGGUUCUGGAGUGGACAAUCAAUUUCUGGGUUCCAGCAGGGCCAGUAUAUGGGCCUAUACGCUUCUUUUGGUGCUGCCAGUGCACUUGGGGCUCUGAUAGCAAGCUAUACCAUGUUUGUUGCUGGCAUCAGGGCAUCCUUCAUCAUGUUUGACAGUGCUCUAAAAAGUGUCUUGAGGUCACCCAUCUCAUUCCAUGAUGCAACCCCAGUUGGCCGGAUCAUCCACAGGCUCACCAAGGAUGUUGAGAAGCUGGACGACCGCAUGUGUUUCCAAUGGUACAACAUGCUGGUGAACCUGGCUGCUGUCUUUGGAACCAUCUUCCUUGUCUUCUACGUGUUCCCAUUUCUAGGGAUACUCUUCAUCCCCUUGACAAUCAUAUACAUUGUGAUUGGGAAGUUCAUCAGCAAGACUUCAAGGGAAAUCACAAGGCUGGAUGCUGUGCAGAAAAGUUUCAUCUACUCAGCGUUUGGCGAGCAACUGGGCGGUUUGUCAACCAUUCGUGCUUUUGGAUUCCAGCAACAAUUCCGCAGAAGGCUUCAGACAUCAGCAGACCGGCAGAUAAGGUCAGAAUACAUCAAUCUGGCCAGCCGCAGAUGGCUGGUGUUACGGCUGGAUAGUCUAGGCACAGUCCUUGUACUAGGAAUCGGACUAUUUGGAGUUGCAAUGCGCAAUCAGGUUGAUCCUGUCAAGCUGGGAGUGGUCUUAACCUAUGCAAUCCGCACAGUAUUAGUGUUUGGCUUGAUGGUUCACUAUACAAUCCAAGUGGGACAAGAGAUGAAUACUGCAGAGAGGGUACUUCACUAUAUCGAUCUAAACCAUGAAGGCCCUCCCCGACUGGCAGGAGACCCUCCAGCUUCCUGGCCUCAACAAGGACAUGUAGUGUUUCACAAUGUUCAAAUGCGAUAUCGACCUGAUUUGCCAUUUGUUCUGAAAGGCCUCACUUUUGAGGCUCAGCCUGGAGAAAAGAUUGGAAUCGUAGGCCGCACCGGUGCUGGGAAGAGCUCUCUUGCUCAGACUUUGUUCAGACUUGUGGAACUGGCAGGAGGGGAUAUUGAGAUAGAUGGAUACAAUCUCCAAAACAUUGGCCUGGACACCUUGCGGUCUCAAUUAUCGGCACUGCCUCAGGAUACCCUUCUCUUUUCAGGAACUAUGCGGGAUAACCUUGAUCCUACUGGCAUCAAGACAGAUCAUGAGCUCAAUGACAUCCUGCAGCGCUGUGGGCUGAAAGCAACUGGUAAAGACUUUGAGCGUCUGAGGAAAUUUCAGCUUGAUUCGAAAGUCAGUGACGAUGGGGACAACUUUUCGGGUGGUGAACGGCAACUGGUGGCCUUGUGUCGUGCUCUUGUCAAGAGUUCUAAAGUGCUGCUACUUGAUGAGGCAACAAGCAGUGUGGAUCCUGAGACUGACAUCAUGAUUCAGGACUGCAUCCGGAAGGAGUUUUCUAACGUGACCUUGUUGUGUAUUGCACAUCGCCUUGCAACAAUUGCCUUCUAUGAUAAGGUAAUUGUGAUGGAUGCUGGUCAGAUCAAAGAGUUUGACAGUCCUCUCUCACUCUUUGACAACCCUAAUUCAACCUUCCGCUCAAUGUGUGAGGCAGCCAAACUGAGCAGAGAAGCCAUCUUGCGCAUCAGGGCCGGAGAUUAUGUCCAUGAGGUCCAGGAAGGGGUGCAAGCAGAUAUCGAGACGAGGGUAUCAUGCAAGAGGUGA